Messenger RNA from Neltuma alba, 942 nucleotides. RefSeq lists its product as uncharacterized. The record is from RefSeq and is a predicted model, not a curated record. Lineage: Eukaryota; Viridiplantae; Streptophyta; Magnoliopsida; Fabales; Fabaceae. The transcript is spliced from 9 exons.
AUGCUUCGUCAUGAAGUUCCUCGUGUUUUGCAAAGCUUCGAUUUUGCUAAAACACUCGUUUGUCCCAAGGGUUUCUCCUGGCUUGUGUGCCUUAAGAAGACUAUGGGAGGCGCUAGAAAAAAAGAUAUUCCGUACAUCAAAUGUCAAGUGUGUGAAAAGCUCGCCAAGCAAUUGUAUCACAUGUUCCAAAAAAAGCAAGCAAAGAUCACCCCAAAGAAGAUAUCGGAGUUCCAGAUCACUGCGAUAACAGAAAAUGUUUGCAAUCUGAAAAAGGCAGAAGCAGAAUGGAUUUUGCAUAUGUAUAUUGUAGAAAGAGAAGAUAGGGUAGAGAAUAUUUGAUUAAUGGAGCAAGAGUCUGAGGGACAAUGUAAUUCUGAAUGUAAAACAACUGAACGCGCUUGUCAGGAGGUAAUUGGAUAUUAUGAUACAGAUAUUGCUGAAUAUCUUUACAAGUCCAUGCCUGAUAUUGAUUCACUGUUCAAUUUUCUCUGUAAAGACCUUACUAAAGCAUGCAGUACCAAGCCACCCCCUGUUCCUAAGGUAACUAAGGGCAGGGCUGCUGGAGAACCCUUCAUUCCAAAAUCAUCAAAGGAGGCUGAAAUGGAAAAUCUAUUAAAAUCUAUGGAGGGCAUGCCAGGAGCACCCCUUAUGAAAAUGUACUCAAGGGAUGAUUCGAUGAACAUGCAGAACUUUGGCGAUGAAGAUGGUGAUGAAAAUGAGGAUGAUGAUGAAGCAGAUUUCCCUUCAAAAUUGGGUAAAGUUUUGACGGAUAAAAAUGGCAGAAACAGUGAACAAAGACGGAGGCUAAGAAAAGGAUCUGCAGAGGCAAAAAUGACACGGAAGCAACAUGCUAAGGUCUCCAAUCGUAUACGACAAUGAUGGAAGGCAAAGAAGACAAGUACUUCAAAGAAGGACCCCAAGAAGGGCAAGUCCGAACUCUAA